CAGAAUGAGAUCAAUGUGGAUAUUUGGGCUCCUGUUCAUCAGCCUGAUGGGAGCAAAUGGACUCAACUACUUCCCUAAAAAUUUCGUGGUGGCAAAGAGAAACGACGACGCCUUUGUCACAUUGCCGUGUGGUGCAACAUCCAAGGGAAAUGAAGUCCAAUGGACGUUCAGAGGUGAGGAGAUGGAGUACGAGGACAACGUGCUUAAGCAUGGUCCAAAUCUACGGGUCAACGAGGUAGACGGUCCUGUGCUGGGAAAUUACACUUGCUGGAGCGGAGGAGAGAGCGCGUCCAUUUAUCUCCUGCUGAUGGUCGAGGAUGACAAGGAACUUGAUUCCUUCCUGACGUGUCGCGCAAAUUCUUACCACUGCAUGUUUAGCUGUACGUGGAACGACACUACAUACGAGGCUGUGCGCCUUGGACUGGGCCCAGAUUGUCGUAAAGGAGGCAAGUCGUGCCCCUGGGUCAGCAGCAACGAACAAGAUGGGAGACUCCAAUUUGAGCUUAACCACUCGCUCUCCCCCUACGCCGAGGAGAGCACCAUGCUGACACUCACGGCUGAGGCCAUUGAGGGCCAUUCCGUCCUGAGGAAGACCAAGAUAUUUUAUCUUCGAGAUAUCAUUGAACCAGACAGUCCUCAGAUUGUCAAAUGUCAAGAGUAUGAGCAACAUUUGAGCUUGACCGUCCAUCCUCCAUCCAGCUGGUCUACCCCUGACAGCUUCUUCGCCCUGGAACAUGAAGUGGAAUAUAUGGACUCUGAUGAAAAGAUCGGACGUGUCUCGCCCUCCCACAUACCCAAGAAUAUCCACAAGCUGAAGGUUCGCUCCCGGGAUCCGGUGGUGCAGUCAAAAUGGAGCCAAUGGACUAACUGGACAAAUGUCCAAGGAGGGAAAAGGAAGCUUCUCAAACCCCAGAAGGGCGUGAUAUAUUGCAAUCCAAAGAUGCAUUCUCGAAACGUGGACCUUUGUAAAUGAAGAAGAAACAGAGCUCAAUAGGGUUAGAAAAGAUUUUCAACGGACAGUGUAAAAACAACUCCACAUGAAAUCAUUUCAAAAUAUUUUGUUAACGACAUCAUCAUCUUUGAGUGUGCGCCAACUAGGUGAUGUCACUGAACCAUCAUUAAAGUAACUGAUGCAUACGUACUGUAUUGUAAAGUUUUUGGGGAAUUUUAGCCUACCUGAACUGAAAAGGCUAAGAAGAUAAUUUAAAAAACAAUAAAUCAACUCCACUCCAGUAGUUUGAAUGAGUUUUACUCACACCUAAUCUAUUUACAGACCAGCUCAGUGAGGUUGUAGUUAGCGCAUGUACCUCACACUUAAAAUACUUGAAAUAAAAUCAAAGGUUAGAAUGUAGUUUGGAGCUAUGCAUAGCCUGUUUAAAAAAAAAAAUAUUUUUCA
This is a messenger RNA of Phycodurus eques (leafy seadragon), 1396 nucleotides long. RefSeq names its product interleukin 12B 2 (gene il12b2). Bases 5 to 973 code for a protein of 322 amino acids. Lineage: Eukaryota; Metazoa; Chordata; Actinopteri; Syngnathiformes; Syngnathidae. The record is from RefSeq and is a predicted model, not a curated record. The transcript is spliced from 8 exons. Gene Ontology annotation, molecular function: protein binding.